CUUUCCUAACGGGGUUAUAAAAACAGCGCCCUCGGCGGGGUCCAGUCCUCUGCCACUGUUGCUCCGAGGUCCCUGCGCCAGAGACUCAGCAGCGCUCCCACCACCCACACCCACCGCGCCCUCGUUCGCCUCUUCUCUGGGAGCCAGUCCGCGCCACCGCCGCAGCCCAGCCCAUCGCCACCCUCCGCAGCCAUGACCACCAGGUCCGUGUCCUCGUCCUCCUACCGCAGGAUGUUCGGCGGCCCGGGCACCGCUAGCCGGCCGAGCUCCAGCCGGAGCUACGUGACUACGUCCACCCGCACCUACAGCCUGGGCAGCGCGCUGCGCCCCAGCACCAGUCGCAGCCUCUACGCCUCGUCCCCGGGCGGCGUGUAUGCCACGCGCUCCUCUGCCGUGCGCCUGCGGAGCAGCGUGCCCGGGGUGCGGCUCCUGCAGGACUCGGUGGACUUCUCGCUGGCCGACGCCAUCAACACCGAGUUCAAGAACACCCGCACCAACGAGAAGGUGGAGCUGCAGGAGCUGAAUGACCGCUUCGCCAACUACAUCGACAAGGUGCGCUUCCUGGAGCAGCAGAAUAAGAUCCUGCUGGCCGAGCUCGAGCAGCUCAAGGGCCAGGGCAAGUCGCGCCUGGGGGACCUCUACGAGGAGGAGAUGCGGGAGCUGCGCCGGCAGGUGGACCAGCUAACCAACGACAAAGCCCGCGUCGAGGUGGAGCGCGACAACCUGACCGAGGACAUCAUGCGCCUCCGGGAGAAAUUGCAGGAGGAGAUGCUUCAGAGAGAGGAAGCCGAGAACACCCUGCAAUCUUUCAGACAGGAUGUUGACAAUGCCUCUCUGGCUCGUCUUGACCUUGAACGCAAAGUGGAAUCUUUGCAAGAAGAGAUUGCCUUUUUGAAGAAACUCCACGAAGAGGAAAUCCAGGAGCUGCAGGCUCAGAUUCAGGAACAGCAUGUCCAAAUCGAUGUGGAUGUUUCCAAGCCUGACCUCACCGCUGCCCUGCGUGACGUACGUCAGCAAUAUGAAAGUGUGGCUGCCAAGAACCUGCAGGAGGCAGAAGAAUGGUACAAGUCCAAGUUUGCUGACCUCUCCGAGGCUGCCAACCGGAACAAUGACGCCCUACGCCAGGCAAAGCAGGAGUCCAAUGAAUACCGGAGACAGGUGCAGUCCCUCACCUGUGAAGUGGAUGCCCUUAAAGGAACCAAUGAGUCCCUGGAACGCCAGAUGCGUGAAAUGGAAGAGAACUUUGCCGUUGAAGCUGCUAACUACCAAGACACUAUUGGCCGUCUACAAGAUGAGAUUCAGAAUAUGAAGGAGGAAAUGGCUCGUCACCUUCGUGAAUACCAAGACCUGCUCAAUGUUAAGAUGGCCCUUGACAUUGAGAUUGCCACCUACAGGAAGCUGCUGGAAGGCGAGGAGAGCAGGAUUUCUCUGCCUCUUCCAAACUUUUCCUCCCUGAACCUGAGGGAAACUAAUCUGGAUUCACUCCCUCUGGUGGACACCCACUCAAAAAGGACACUUCUGAUUAAGACGGUUGAAACUAGAGAUGGACAGGUUAUCAACGAAACUUCUCAGCAUCACGAUGACCUUGAAUAAAAAUUGCACACACUCAGUGCAACAAUAUAUUACCAGCAAGAAUAAAAAAGAAAUCCAUAUCUUAAAGAAACAGCUUUCAAGUGCCUUUCUGCAGUUUUUCAGGAGCGCAAGAUAGAUUUGGAAUAGGAAUAAGCUCUAGUUCUUAACAACCGACACUCCUAAAAGAUUUAGAAAAAAGUUUACAACAUAAUCUAGUUUACAGAAAAAUCUUGUGCUAGAAUACUUUUUAAAAGGUAUUUUGAAUAUCAUUAAAACUGCUUUUUUUCCAGCAAGUAUCUGACCAACUUUUUCUGCUUCAAUAAAUCUUUGGAAAAACUC
Piliocolobus tephrosceles (Ugandan red Colobus) is the source of this 1911-nucleotide messenger RNA. RefSeq names its product vimentin (gene VIM). Gene Ontology annotation, molecular function: structural constituent of cytoskeleton. The record is from RefSeq and is a predicted model, not a curated record. NCBI's taxonomy places the organism in Eukaryota, Metazoa, Chordata, Mammalia, Primates, Cercopithecidae. The coding region runs from base 193 to 1593 and encodes 466 amino acids. Gene Ontology annotation, biological process: intermediate filament organization. The transcript is spliced from 9 exons. Gene Ontology annotation, cellular component: intermediate filament; plasma membrane; cytoplasm.